UCGAAUUUUUCGAAUCUGGAUCUUUCUUUUCUGGAUCUGUUUAUGAAGCUUUACAAAUAAAAAUUACAAUGCUUUUAAGUUUUAUCAGUUUAAACUUUUGUACGGUAAUUUGAGUAAAAGUCGAAAAUGUUUGCAUUGCAUGCUGACUGAUGGCAACACUUCCAGAUCGUACAAAAACCUCUCUGAUCAGCGAUCGUCGUUAAUUUGUAUUUCAGAGACAGGUGUGAACAAGUCACAACACGCUUGGACUAUCCAGUGCCGUUCUGCCUGUGCCCCAUGGUGCAUUCCAUUCAGUGACAGUCAUGAUCUUUAUUGCUUGCGUUGCGCACGGCGUUCCUUGUUUCUGCGAUAAAAGAUGCGAGCCGCGAAGCCCAGCGUGAAAGCCAAGAGCGCCGACAUCAUCCAGCAGCCCCAGCAUGCCCAGCCGCUGCACCGUAUCGGGGGGAAUCUCCGUCCCGUCGGCCGCGGAGUCCCACGCAAGCGCUCCAACCCCUCCCCCCAGCGCCCGCACCAUUUCAAACCCGUCAUCGACGUCCCACCCGCGCCACAGCCUCCCAGCGUCCCCUCGACAUCCAAGGCUCCGCCGCAGGCUGAAAUAGAGCUGCGUUCGCAGGAGACGCUCUUCCCCGAGGAUUCCUGCUUCCAGGAGCUGCCCAGCGGGUUUCUGCGUGGGGAACCGUCCGGUAGUGGUGGGGCGCCCCCGGGUGGGGACACUAAGCCAAGCCAGGAUGGGGCGCCGUUGGAGAUUGCCAACUGGGGACUUCCUGAGCAGGUAGUCGCGGCCUACCAACGCGCCGGCAUCACCACCAUGUUCCCCUGGCAAGCGGCCUGCCUGUCCAUCGGCGCCGGCCGCGUCCUCAACGGCGGCAACCUGGUCUUCUCGGCGCCCACCAGCGCCGGCAAGACCCUGGUCGCCGAGAUCCUCCUCCUCAAACGCGUCGUGGAGAGCGGGAAGAAGGGCCUCUUCGUGCUGCCCUUCGUCGCCCUGGCCCAGGAGAAGCUGGCCACCCUCCGGCGCCUGCUGAAUGAUAGCGAUGUACGCGUGGGCGGCUUCAUCGGGAACACUAGCCCGCCGGGCGGUCUGGCACUGCUGGAUGUGGCCAUCUGCACCAUUGAGCGGGCCAAUUCCCUGGUCAACCGGCUGAUGAAGGAGGGGAAGCUACGGCAGAUCGGCGUGGUGGUGGUGGAUGAGCUGCACAUGGUGGGGGAUUAUUCGCGGGGGUACCUGCUGGAGCUGCUUCUGACCAAGGUCAUCUAUCUGAAUCGGCUUAAUGCGCAGGAAGAGUCCCGCGGGAUUCAGAUUAUCGGCAUGAGCGCCACGCUGCCCAAUUUGCCGCUGGUGAAAAAGUGGCUGGAUGCGGAUUUGUAUUCAACAGAUUUCCGGCCCGUUCCCUUAACCGAAACCAUUAAAAUGGGCGCCGCUCUCUACGACCGUCACUGGCGGAAACUCCGCGACCUGCCCCCGUGCCGCGACACUCCAGACUCGGACCACCUCUGCACACUGUGCCUGGAGACCAUCGGGACGGGGCACUCCGUGCUGAUCUUCUGCCCGGCCAAGAACUGGUGCGAGACCAUCUCCGCCAACCUGGCCUGUCAGCUGGUCAAGGCGCUGCCACCCGGCACGCUGCAGACGGACCGGCUGCAGGAGAUCCUGGAGCAGUUGCGCCAGACACCCGCCGGACUGGAUGCGAUGCUGAAGAAGACCAUCCGCGCGGCGGUGGCCUUCCACCAUGCUGGGUUGACGGCGGAUGAGCGGGAGGUGGUGGAGGCCGGGUUCCGGCGCGGCGUUAUUAAGGUGCUGGUGGCCACCACCACCCUGUCGUCGGGGGUCAAUCUGCCGGCACGGCGGGUGAUUAUCCGGUCGCCUUUGGUUUUUGAUGGGGCGGCUAAGCCGAUGGAUCCGCUGACGUACUACCAGAUGGCUGGUCGGGCGGGACGGAAGGGCGUUGAUACGGAGGGCGAGAGCAUUCUUAUUUGCAAAGACUCACCGGAAGAAAAGCGAGCGGUUAAUAGCAUUUUUUCCGGUGCUUCGCGGCCCUUGAGAAGUUGUUUGUCGAUUGGCUCGUGCGAAGAGCCCAGUAUGUCCGUCCAACGAGCCGUUCUGGAGAUCGUGGUUAACCGGGCGGCUCAUUCUGUCGAGCAUAUUCUGACGUAUCUCCAAGGCGCCCUGUUUGCCUGUGAACUGGACAGUGAAGAAGAGUGUAAAAAAUACGCGGCCGGCGUGAUCAAAGCCCUGGAGAAGGCGCAUUUCAUCCAAACGGCUCCCGAUGGAAGCGGUGUGCAGGCCACCCAGCUAGGCAACGCCAUCGUCUGGUCGGGUCUGUCGCCGCACGACGGCAAGGCCGUUUUCGACGAACUGGCCGCCGCCCGCUGCAACUUCAACCUGCAGAACGAACUGCACAUUCUGUACUUGAUCACGCCGCUGAAUGUGGCCCGCACCAUCGGCGACAUCAACUUCUACUUGUUCCUCUACAUCUGGGACAAGAUGCCGGCGGAGUGGCAGCGGGUGGGUCACUUGGUGGGCGUGGAUGAGGUGUCGCUGGCCAAGGGUCUGCGCAACGAACUCAAGGAUAUCGCGCGUUUGAACCGCAUCAAGCGCUUCUGGUGUGCGCUGAUGUUGAACGAGCUGGUACAUGAGGCCAGCUUGUGGGACGUGGCACGGCGGUUCGAAGUGAACAAAGGCGUCCUGCAGUCGCUGCAACAUGGAGCGGCUUCCUACUCAGGGAUGAUCACCGUGUUUUGUGAAGAACUGCGCUGGGCCAACAUGACGCUGCUGUUCGAGCAGUUCCAGAGUCGGCUCAUGUUCGGGGUGAUGCGCGAGCUGGUGCCGCUGGUCCGCAUCCCCUACCUGACCGCUUUACAGGCGCGCAGUCUCUACGAAGCCGGCUUUCCCUCGCUGACCAAACUGGCCACGGCGGGCGGCAAGGAAGUGGCGGAAGUCCUGCGGGCCGCUGUGCCCUUCGAAAUAGCGGAAGAGCACAAGAACAGCCACAAAAAGAGCGUCCUCCUCAAUGGCUUGGAAGCCCUUUCCGACGUAGAGGCCGCUGAACUGAUCAUCGGCGAAGCACGCCGUCUGGUGGAAGCCGAUCUGGAAGCGGACGGCUUAGUGAUCAUCGCCAAACAGCCGAAAGACCACCCGGCCAUCCCGGCGACCGUCACCCAACGCGCCACGACCGCCGCCGCCGAGUACGACGAGAUCCGGUCCACCCAGAUGGAGGCCGACCAGCCCCUGGACGAGGUCAUCCAGGACACCAAACGCCGGCUAACCCAGAAGCUCUCCCCCUCCAAGCGAUCCCCGGCGGUCUCCCCGUCCAAAUCCCGCUGGAUCCCGCCGGAUGUGCUGAAACAGGAGACGGCGGAGAUCCUGCAGCGCAUAUCGGAUCCCAAUCUGGCCAUCAGUUCGUGCUCGUCCAGUGAGACGGAGGAGAUCCCGGCGAUCGACGACCUGUACACCACCCCGCGGGUGCAAUCCAAAUACGACCCGGAGUUCCAGCAGUUCCGCGAUAAUCUCUCGUCGGCGUUGAAACGGGCGCAACGGACAGCGGAGAAGACCGCGGUGAAGGAUGCGCCGGAGUGCGGAUUGACGCCGCAUCUCUUCAGCACCCCGCGGACCAAACGUCCAUUGGAGGAUGAGGAGGAGACGGCGACCAAGCGGAAGUUGUUCCGGGAAGAAGUCAAGAGCCGGAUUCAGUUUGAUAUCGCGGAGAUGGAUGACGAUGCCGAUGUGAUCCCGUCAUCAUGCCCUCCUUCACCGGAACCGUUGAUCGCGUCGGAUAUACUGGAAGAUUGUGAUUUCGUCAUUCCCGCGGGGGAUGUCCGGGAACCUUUUGAAAUUGAGGACGUUCCCAACACCGUGGAGGGUUUCCAAGGGUUUCUGGAGGAGUGGAAACAACAGACGGUGUUCAGUCUGAGCCUGGGCUGCGAGAAACUGGACGAGGGGAGGAAACCGAGGAUCGGGCCGCCCGGGCUGAUGCAGACCACGGUGGUGAGGGAACCCGCCGGGGUGGUGGUAUCCAGUGACGGGAUGAUGGUCGUGGGGCUGGCGGUGUCGUGGAGUGGGAAGCGUGCGCGGUAUGUCUCGCUGGUGGAUCGGGAGAGGUCCCAGAGCGCCCUGGAGGUGACAGCGGUGGAGAUGCCGGCGUGGCAGCGGGUGGAGCGGGUCAAGGAGGUCCUCGGGGGUCUGCAACGGGGAGUGGUGAUUCUGUAUGAUAGCCGCGCUCAGCUGAAGGUGCUGGGGCAGGCGUUUGGAGCGGGGUGGACGGGGGUGACGUGUCUGGAUCCGCAGGUGGGCGAUUGGAUGCUGGAUAUGGGCGCCGGCGAGAGAAGUUUGAAAGAUUUAAUGAGCGAGCAUCUGCCGCUGGUUGGGGACGUCCUCAACGAACUCACCAAAUUUAAACGCCCCACCAGCCUGGGAUUGGCCAUCCACACCCGCGCCUCCGCCCGCACGCGGUCCACCUGCGAAGCCGUCGCGGCCCGCCUGCUCCUCGGGGAGAUCCGGAAGAAGCUGGAGCUGCGGGGUCUGUGGGAGGAGUUUGUCCGCGUGGAGAUGGGCAUGGUGCGCUGUCUGCUGGCGCUGGAGCUGAACGGGUUCGGGGUGUCGGUGGAGGAAUGCCAGCGGUUGUUGCGAGUGGUCAGCCAGUUGCUGGAGGAGAUUCAGCAGCGAGCGAUACAGUUGGUCGGGCCGGAGUUUGUCAUCACGUCGCCGCAGUCCGUCGGGCAGGCGCUGUUCGAGACGCUGCGGCUGGUUCCGCCGGAGGGGCGCGGCAGGAACGGCGGGUGCGGGGACGGCUGAAUGUGCGGUAUUCCACUGCGAAGGAGGUUCUGCUGAAACUACAAAAUGCCCAUCCGCUGCCGGGACUGGUCUCGCAGCACCGCAGUCUGGACUACUCCCGUUCCAGCUACAUUGAGCCGGUGAUGAAAGCCGUCACGGAGUGCGCAUUUCUCAAGAUGCAGCGCAUCCACGGCUUCUCCUGUCCC
This is a messenger RNA of Paramacrobiotus metropolitanus, 4977 nucleotides long. RefSeq names its product DNA polymerase theta-like. The coding region runs from base 356 to 4792 and encodes 1478 amino acids. The record is from RefSeq and is a predicted model, not a curated record. Lineage: Eukaryota; Metazoa; Tardigrada; Eutardigrada; Parachela; Macrobiotidae. Gene Ontology annotation, biological process: DNA-templated DNA replication; double-strand break repair via alternative nonhomologous end joining. The transcript has 10 exons. Gene Ontology annotation, molecular function: ATP binding; DNA-directed DNA polymerase activity; nucleic acid binding.